Messenger RNA from Pochonia chlamydosporia 170, 2151 nucleotides. RefSeq lists its product as hypothetical. The transcript has 3 exons. The coding region runs from base 1 to 2151 and encodes 716 amino acids. NCBI's taxonomy places the organism in Eukaryota, Fungi, Ascomycota, Sordariomycetes, Hypocreales, Clavicipitaceae. The record is from RefSeq and is a predicted model, not a curated record.
AUGUGGGACCGCCUGCGAACCACAUCCUCACCACCUGCCGUCACAGCCCCAGAAGAGGCUAUUCAGGGACGUCAUCGUGGUGGCGGCGUACAUAAGCAUUCCCCAGCGCAAAAACGCAUGCGUCCUGUCAGACCAAGCAAGGUACAUCGUCUUGAUCUUGACAGCGACACCUUUCUUGAACCUCUCAACGCCUUGGGAAUUUCUGGCAAUAAUAACGGCCCGAAUCGAUACGCCAUCCAGGGAGGCAAGGUUGUACCACGGCAUCAUAACAUUGACAUACUUUUGCCAUCGCAGAACAGCUUGGGAUCUUUGCAUCCGGAUAUUGUUCCUCCUCGACGAAGCUCUCGACGGAAACAACGACAUCGGCAAUCAGCGCGGCUCCAAAUCAACUCUGCUUGGCGUCCCGCUUCCUCAGUUUACGACAACAGCGACGACGAAGCCGCAACAAAGAUACCUCAGUACAAACUGGAGUCCUCAACCAGCUUCGGCGGCUUGGCCGCUGAUCAGAUCUCGCCACCCAGCUCACCGGAAGUUGCUGCCUCGAAGGAGCGGUUUACUGCGGGGGAUGUAUCGCCUAUUGACGAUGAGUUCGAUCACGUCCACCAGGCAUUACUUCGUGAGAGCCGACGUGAUACGGAGAAUGUAGCACAUCAGGAACAAAGAACUAGCAUACCAAAGCCAAAUCGGCACGGCCAUCGAUCUGAAGCGGUUGCAGUGACCCAACCACUCGAGCCUCGGACGGCGAGUGGAAGAGCAUGGAAUGAGCAAGUUCACACCGGACGACUCGUGGAUUACCGUGAUGGUGAUGCUUCGCGUCCCACUCGACGCCCAGUCCCGCCCUUGGGCUUAAAUACUCCUGUUGGGUCACCUGAAGACAUACAUGGGAGCAUUUCCCCUCCUGCUGAUGGACAGGGAAUGCGCCUGCCUGUAAAGACAAAACCGGGACCGGUCGAAAGCCGUCCACCUUGGAGUGGCGCCAGCGGACGGUCCGCGAUCGUUGAACCAGUCCGUGACGAUUUCAGUGUCGGCCCGUUGACUAUUCCGCGAAGGAGCAGCAAACGCCCAGGUGGUAAAGGGAGGCUAUCGACGACUAUUUCCGGAACCGAAACCUCUGGGUCUGGUAGUGCGGGUAAGGCGAUGCGGAAGUUUCUUCCUUUGGCCACGAAGCAUAAAACAAGAAAAUCUACCUCGAGCCCUAAUCAGCUGUCGACUGAGGGACAGUUUCGCGGUGCUGGGGAGUCAUAUCCAAGCCCACCUAGUACUGAAUUCCCGCCGACUGACACCAAGUCUCGUGAGACUCCGCCUCCCAAAUGGCAUAACCAAGCCCUGGCGUCGCACCCCCCAGACAGGCUUCCCUCCUCGAUCAAUGCCAUUAAGAGGAAGCCACCACCUCCAUCCGCCCAAGUCAGCCAAGCUUCCGCCUAUCUAACGCCGAAUGCCAAAUCUUCAGACGAUACAGGGAAUCUGGCUGCCCCCGUCUCGCCAUCUCCCGCUCGCACUGACGACGCAUGGGUGCAACCCCCUUCGCGUUUCAGCAUCACCACCUACGCAACCUCUAAUCCUGGCACACCCCGACAAUCCGCCGAAGAGAACAUACCACCUCUGCCUAAUAUGCCGCCAGUCGCCAGUGUCAUGGAUCGUGGUCGGCCUUUAGACAGUAGCCGAACUGGACCGUCGAGCUCUGAGGAGCCAAUACCAAUUACGAUGUCUAGCCCGUACACGGCCGUGGAACCACCGCAGGGCCAACAUCAGAGGGCAGUGAGUGAUAUGAAAUCGGCUGACCGCCGUGCCUCUACACUCUCAAUAUCUAAGCCGCUUCCGCCCGCGCCACCGGAAUUGUCGACGCCUAAUGAUCGCGUAUCGCAUUUAAGGGCUCAAAUCAAUGCUCUGACUCACCGCCGCAUCAACAUCGAAAAGAGCAUCAAGCAGAUGACGCUCCUGAUGCCGGAAGACAACUGGACGGCAAGUCAGGACGUCCUUCGUAAACGAGAGGAAGAAAAACAGAAAGUGGCUGGACUAAAGACCGAACUAGCAGAAGUUAUGGGCGAGGAACAUGAUUUGGGUCUGAAAUUAUACCGUGCAUAUAAACGUCAAGAUAUGGACGCUACAUAUGAGCCGGCAGAAUUCUGGGUACGAAGAGUGGCAGGAUGA